This is a messenger RNA of Saccharomycopsis crataegensis, 1884 nucleotides long. RefSeq names its product phospholipid:diacylglycerol acyltransferase (gene LRO1). Bases 1 to 1884 code for a protein of 627 amino acids. The record is from RefSeq and is a predicted model, not a curated record. Gene Ontology annotation, molecular function: phospholipid:diacylglycerol acyltransferase activity. The transcript has a single exon. Gene Ontology annotation, cellular component: perinuclear endoplasmic reticulum; cytoplasm. Gene Ontology annotation, biological process: triglyceride biosynthetic process; lipid storage. NCBI's taxonomy places the organism in Eukaryota, Fungi, Ascomycota, Saccharomycetes, Ascoideales, Saccharomycopsidaceae.
AUGGGGGAUCCUAAGAAAAACUCUGCUAAGCACAGAGAACUGCAGCAUAAUGAAUCACCAGAAAACCCUUCAAAACCCUCAGAUACCACUAAGGAAGCCUCUUGGUGGUUGAAGAAAAGAACCGGCGUUGUUAUGGUAUCUUUUAUCGUUCUUCUAAUAAGCGCCUUUUGGGGAGUCAAAGAAAAUAGCAUCGAACUACAAAAGGCUCUUGAUUUCGAUUUCGAUUUCGAUUUCUCUGACUUGAAAGGUAAUUUACCAACCACUUUAAUCAGUGCUCUCAAUGAGGCAAAAGGAGAAUCUACUAAACAUCAAGUUGACACCACCAAUGACUUUGUCGUUGGGAAAUACAUGGUUAAAGAAAACUACACCUCAAAUAACCCAGUGGUGAUGGUUCCUGGAGUCAUCAGUACCGGGCUUGAAAGCUGGGGAUUGUCCGGAACUCCUGAAUGUCCUUCUGAACCCCAUUUCCGUAAAAGACUCUGGGGCUCAUUUUACAUGUUGAAAGCAAUGUUUUUGAAUAAAAACUGCUGGCUACAACAUAUUAUGUUAGAUCCGGAAACUGGGCUCGAUCCACCGAACUUCAAGAUCCGGGCAGCCCAAGGUUUCGAAGCGGCAGAUUUCUUCAUCACGGGCUAUUGGAUUUGGAAUAAGAUUGUUAGCAAUUUGGCGGUGUUGGGCUAUGGUCCCAACGAAAUGACUUUGGCUGCCUAUGAUUGGAGAUUGACAUAUCUUGAUUUAGAGAAAAGAGAUCAGUAUUUCACCAAAUUAAAAGACUCAAUCGAAGUCCAAUAUGCUCAAAAUGGGAAAAAGAUCAUAUUGGUAGGACACUCUAUGGGCUCUCAAGUCAUUUACUUUUUCUUAAAGUGGGUUGAGGCAUACGGUAAGAAUUUUGGUAAUGGUGGACCGGAUUGGGUCAAUACUUAUCUUGAUGGAGUGGUUGAUAUCUCUGGUUCUACCUUGGGUACCCCGAAGGCGGUUACUGCAUUGUUAUCGGGGGAAAUGAAAGAUACUGUGCAAUUGAACUCAGUAGCCGUUUACGGAUUAGAGAAAUUCUUCAGUAGAAAAGAAAGAGUGGAUAUGUUGAGAACUUUUGGAGGGAUCCCAAGUAUGAUCCCAAAAGGUGGUGAUAGAAUUUGGGGCGAUCUUACAAGCUCUCCAGAUGAUUCUUGGGUCAAUAAAACCACAGAGACUUCUUAUGGUCUGUUCAUUAAGUUUAAGGAACAUAUUGGUAAAUUUUCCGCUAAGAACUUGACACUUCAAGACACCAUUCAAUUUUUGUUGGACAACUCCCCAUCAUGGUUUAAAAAUAGAGUGAUGAGUAGUUAUAGUUACGGUAUCACUUCUGAUCCUGUGCAAUUGAUGAAAAACAAUCAAGAUUCUUCUAAAUGGACUAAUCCUUUGGAAUGUCCUCUACCUAACGCUCCAAACUUGACGUAUUAUUGCUUUUAUGGUAUCGGUAACCCAACAGAGAGAAGUUAUACUUAUCAAGAAGAAAAGGAAAAGUUGAUCUCAAAACUCAAUGUCUCAAUGGCUUAUGGUGAGAAAGACUCUGUUACUUUGAGUGAUGGUGACGGGACUGUGUCUCUUAUCACACAUACCAUGUGCCAUAAAUGGAGAGAAGAGAAUUCUGUUUACAACCCAGGGAAUGUCAAGGUUAAGAUUGUGGAAAUGAAGCAUGAACCAGAAAGGUUUGAUAUCAGAGGCGGUUCCAAAACCUCUGAACAUGUGGAUAUCUUGGGUUCCACCGAGUUAAAUGAAUUGAUUCUUAAGGUUGUUAGUGGACGUGGCCAUGAAAUUGAGGACAGGAUUAUCAGUCAAUUGCCAGAGUUCAUUAAGAAAAUGGGCUGGGAAGAUGAGCAAAGUAAGGAGGUUAGUUAUAAAUAA